This is a messenger RNA of Mirounga angustirostris (Northern elephant seal), 5826 nucleotides long. RefSeq names its product transmembrane and coiled-coil domain family 3 (gene TMCC3). Lineage: Eukaryota; Metazoa; Chordata; Mammalia; Carnivora; Phocidae. Bases 2280 to 3608 code for a protein of 442 amino acids. The transcript has 4 exons. The record is from RefSeq and is a predicted model, not a curated record. Gene Ontology annotation, cellular component: endomembrane system.
UAAACCAUCUAGUAUAGGAUUUUUUUUUAAAGAUUUAUUUAUUUAUUUGAGAGAGCGAGAAUGAGAGAGAGAGAGAGAGUACACGAGAGGGGGGAGGGUUUUAGAUUCGAGAAGCAGGCUCCUCGCCGAGCAGGGAGCCCGAUGCGGGACUCGAUCCUGGGACUCCAGGAUCAUGACCUGAGCCGAUGGCAGUCGCUUAACCAACUGAGCCACCCAGGCGCCCCUCUAGUAUAGGAUUUUAAAAGAACACUUUUGUGGACUCGUGUGGUAAAUUAGCUCACCUAAAAAUACUCUAAUGAGAACUGGAGGUGCUGUGCAGUUUCCUCCCAGGAAGGGGCUAAGACUCCAAAUUCUUGCUUACUGAAUGGUCAUUUUUUAAGUUCAAAAUUGAUACCUGUUGAGAUAACAGGAAAAAUAUACAUCUCUCUUGCUGAGUUUGGUUAAGCCUUUGAGACUAGAAUAAUAAUGAGGCAGUGUACUAUUUUAACGUUGCAGGAGUCUAUUUUUACAGCCAGGUGGAUUAACCUAGAUUCCCUCCCCUCAGUGAAAAUGUAAUAUAACUAAUGAAUUCUGUGAUUAUCUCUAAGCUGACAAGUCAGGAUCAUUCAUAUUUUUAAACUUUGUCAGGGUAAAACUCAGAAAUGGUGCAUCCUAACUCGACACACAGAAUAAUAUCCCCUACUUUAAAAGGAAGAGCAUGCAUAGUUCGAAUCCUACUUUUUUUUUCAUGCCCUAAAUAGUUAAAGCCUGUCAUCUUUUUAAGAAUACAGGCAGUCCGCUUCCUAUAUAUUAACUGGUUUUUAUUAAUUAGUGAAUUAAAUUUCUGUUCUAAUUUUAAAUGUUCUAAAAUGGCACCUUCAGCCACCUGUGGAUAAUGGUCAGCAGCUGGGGCUCUCCAAUCAGGUGACCUGGAUCAUAUUCUGGCUCUUCACAUUUCCCAGCCGAGUGAGCACUGGGGCAAGGUCUAACCUUCCUGAGCCUCCAGUUCCCUGUCUGUAACAGAGGUGAUAAUAGUCCCUGCUUCUGGGAGUGAUCUCGAGAGAGCAUUUGUUUAAAAAAAAAAAAAACCCCAAAACAAAAAGCGGUCCUGUGCACUCAAGGUUAGAUGUUUUUAUCCCUGUGUAAGGUGAAUACUUUUUUUCUUAUUCUAUUGGUACCGCUGCUAAUCAGAAUCGCUAGUCAUCCUGAGUGCUUCCCUCCUCCUCAUCUCUCAUCUGUCGGCCGUUCCGCUGGGUCUUUCUGGGACUUUUCUCGGGACUUGGUACCUUACUCCCCGUGUGCCCCAGUCAUCUCCCACCUCAGUUUAGCCACGUCUGACCUCCGGAAUUGGUAACGGCGCACUAGCUUCCUCGUUGCUCUCGGAUUUCAUCAGCCCCAAUCGAUCCUCCCCGCAAGGACCAGAGUAUUCCACCCAGAGGACCACUUUCAAUGCGCUAGCCCCCAGACGACAGAUCUUGUACUAGUGCCCCCACGGACCCCGUAAUCAUUCGAAGUCUUAGUUUCCUCUUCUCCACUCCAGGGGUGUUAGAAGGACCAAAUGCAGUAACAUCUAUAAAAUAACACGUACCCAGAAAGAACUCAAUAGAUGGUAGCUGUUUUUGCUGCUACUAUAUAAGAAGUGGUCAUAAGCUUGAAAAUGGGCAGAUUGCUAAUUUUGUGACCAGAAUAGACUUGCUUGGGCAUUUUUAGCAUUUUGUCCCUCUUCCAUCAUAUGUUCCUUAUCACAUUGACUGUUUACAUAUUUGUCACUUACGUGUUUAUAAACUGUGGACACUGGCACUUUGAGAACAAGAGGUUUCAUUCAUGCAACAAAUACUUGCUGAGCACCUUCUGUAUGCUCGCGACCACUGUAGGCAUCAGGAAUAUAACAGUGAAUGGAACAGACAGCCUGGUCUCUCUGGAGGCUUAAUAUCUGGUGAUUGUAUUUUAUUUAUACUUGUGGCCCCAGGAAAUACCCUCCUAUUUUAUAGGAGGAAAUGGUAAUAAGUACAGAGGUCUCUAACAUCUGGGCAUGGUGGCUACCUGUAGUUCCUCGUUAAGUGUUCUGUGGUUUGGAAAUAGACUUUGAAUUACAUGAUGAGUAAUGGCCAAAAGCAGUCAGGGAGAAGAGGAUGUCAUAGCCCUUCUCAGAGUGGAAAUGGUUGGGCAGUGAUGUAAUAAGUUGACGAUCGCCUGCUCACUUCCUGGGCAGGCACAAGAGUGAGCGGGCACAGACCUCUGUCCCGGGGGCCCCUGACCUGGUGGAGCAGUGAGUGGAGGGCUGUGUAGAACGUCAUGACAUGAAUACCUUAAGCCUGCCCCCGAACAUUCGCCGAGGGGGGUCAGACACCAACCUCAACUUUGAUGUACCAGAUGGCAUCCUGGACUUCCACAAGGUCAAACUCAGUGCAGAUAGCCUGAAACAAAAAAUCCUGAAGGUGACAGAGCAGAUAAAAAUUGAGCAGACGUCCCGCGAUGGGAAUGUUGCGGAGUAUCUGAAACUGGUCAGCAGUGCGGAUAAGCAGCAGGCCGGCCGCAUCAAACAGGUCUUCGAGAAGAAGAAUCAGAAGUCCGCUCACUCCAUCGCCCAGCUCCAGAAGAAGUUAGAGCAGUAUCACAGAAAGCUCAGGGAGCUCGAGCAGAACGGAGCCUCCAGAAGCUCCAAGGACAUUUCCAAAGACAACCUCCACUCUCUGAGAGAUGCCUCCGCGAAGUCUCGAACUGCUCCCCCCGGCCCGGAGUGCGGGAAGUCAGGCAUGCCAGGCGUGUCCCUCACUCCGCCCGUGUUCGUCUUCAACAAGUCCAGAGAGUUCGCCAACCUGAUCCGGAAUAAGUUCGGCAGCGCCGACAACAUCGCGCACUUGAAGAACUCCUUGGAGGAGUUUCGGCCCGAGGGGAGUCCCCGGGCCUACGGGGGCAGCGCCACCAUCGUGCACAAACCCAAGUACGGCAGCGACGACGAGUGUUCAAGCGGCACGUCGGGCUCCGCGGACAGUAACGGGAACCAGUCCUUCGGGGCCAGUGGAGCCGGCGCGCUGGACAGCCAGGGCAAGCUGACCAUGGUCCUGGAGGAGCUGAGGGAGAUCAAGGACACGCAGGCUCAGCUGGCUGAGGACAUCGAAGCGCUCAAAGUGCAGUUCAAGAGAGAAUACGGUUUUAUUUCUCAGACGCUGCAAGAGGAAAGAUACAGGUAUGAGCACCUGGAAGACCAGCUCCAUGACCUGACAGACCUGCAUCAGCACGAGACCGCCAACCUGAAGCAGGGCCUUGCCAGCAUCGAGGAGAAGGUGGCUUACCAGGCCUACGAGCGCUCACGGGACAUUCAGGAAGCCCUGGAGUCCUGCCAGACGCGCGUCUCUAAGCUGGAGCUGCACCAGCAAGAGCAGCAGGCUCUGCAGACAGACGCCGUGAACGCCAAGGUCCUCCUGGGGAAGUGCAUCAACGUGAUCCUGGCCUUCAUGACAGUCGUUCUCGUGUGCGUGUCUACCAUCGCCAAGUUUGUCUCGCCCAUGAUGAGGAGCCGCCUCCACAUCCUUGGCACCUUCUUCGCUGUGACGCUUCUUGCAAUAUUUUGUAAAAACUGGGACCAUAUCGUGUGUGCCAUAGAAAGGAUCAUAAUACCCAGAUGAAGCCACCGGCUCUUGUCUUCACGUUCUUUCACGUUUCUGUGUUAAAGACAACUCUGUGCAUACUACCAAAUUUUAAAGCGAACACUUGUGCUGACUCGAGCCGACCAGGCCUGGGCUGUGCGUUGUAAAUAUCUCUGUCCCCUCACGCCGUGGUAGCUGCCAGGUCCGCCCCUGUACCCGGUGAGUGUGGACCUGUUGCAGAGCUCGCCCCACGUUGCUCACUGCCUUAAUCAGACCAGAUUUCCUGCCCACCUGACUAGCCCAGCCUGGUAAACCUCUGGUCAUCGAGCGUUUGGCGUAAUUAAUGACCCACACGAAACAGGGUGUUAAGUCUCUGUCUCCCUUAAGUUUCCAUCAAAAUUGAACUUCACAGUGGCUGGUGGCGGCAUUUUGCCUGAGUCCUGUAUGCAGCAAGGAUGUGGCAGGACUUGGGCAAGGGACGAAAUGCAGCUGUUGGCCACGGUGGACACUUGGGGCCUAUGGAAGUACAGUAAAUCCUGUGUAACCCAUUCCGCUGGUCCACACAGGACACUACUAGGUCCCAUGUGUCCCCUUGUGUACGGUGGUCCAUUGUGUGGGACUCGCCAUAACGUGGAAAUCUUACAGCACACCUGUUUAUCCAUAGAAGUCUAACUUAGAUGUUCUCUUGCACUUUAAAUGGUAAGACAGGAAGAUCUAUGAGUGAGGCUUUUGCCUUCUCACACCCAGGGAGCCACAUGUCCGAUUCUAUCUUAAGUGGCUCUCGAACGCCUCACCUUCAGGCACGUCGAAAUGCUUCCAAAUCCCAUGUCAAACUAUGGCUCAAACAUGAGUGUAGGCUCCCGUAAGCACCACUCUGGAGGUUUGCAUUGCAGCAAAUCUUAAUUGUGAUAAACCCCCUGUGAGGAUGUGAUUUACUUUAUUCAUGGUCUUGGGAGGGAUUGUAAAGCUUAACUGCACAUGUGAAAACAAAUGAUGCUCAUGCUGUGGGUUUUUUUUUUUUCUUUAAGAAGGACAACAGAAUUGUACUGUGUGAGGUGAAAGUCCACUGAGGUAGGGGCACUGGAAGCAGGAGGAAGACAGGGCAUGUGGUCUAAGGGGGUGGCAGUCGGAUGAAGACUGAGAGGGUCCUCUGAGGACCCCGUUAAGACCAGCCGCAAUCCGAUAAAUUAGACCUGGUGUCUGGUUGUCCAUUGUCUCUUAGGAUCUCACUGAAGUGCCACGGGAAUGGAGUGGCCACGCUUCUUCCCCUGAGGUGAAACCCUUCAAAGGUGAACAGCUUCUGCCUGUUGGGGCAAUGCGCUCACUACUCCCAACCCAGAUGAUAUUUCCCUUUAAAUCUUUUUCUCUCAGACGAUACUUCCCUUUAAAUCUUUUUCUCUCUGUACCUAACGAAGACGAAGAUAGAAGAUUUUAAUGGAAACUGCUGUUCGGUCCUUCCUCCCACCAUCCGCUCUGUUAUCUGAAGGCGUAAAGAUGUAUGUUAGUGUACAUUUUCUUCCAGAAAACAUCGAAUUGCCUGGAUUUAAAUUAAGUGCAAUAUUUUGCGAACAGCUGCUCUUAGGGAAACCUCCUGAAAAAAUGUGACAGUGUGCCAUGGUUUGAGAGAAUGGAAUAGUCAAGCAUUUGGUACAAGUCCAGUGUGUGUGAGACUCAGACAACUCAAGCUUUCUUCUUCUUUUUUUAACUUUACAGUUCAGUGUUCUUAGUAAAUUCACAAACUUAUGCAACUAUGCCCACUAUCUAAUUCCAGACUCGAGCUUUAUAAAAUGGUAAGCAUCAUUACGUGACAUCUUUGCCCGUACGGAUUUUGGAUUCAGGGACGAAGGAGCUACCAGCCCCACCCCCAUCUCGUGGCUGUGUCCCCUUCCGCUGUCAGACUCUCCCUUGUUCUGCCCAGUUGGCUGUAAAUACACUGUGAUCCAUCACAUACAGGGGACAGAAAAGAGUUCCAGAUCAGGGAAGAGAAGGAGAGAGAAUGGUGUGCUUCCUUUUGCUUCUAUAUUCCCUUUACCUGUGGGCAUCAGGCUCCAUUUGGCCGAGGGCUGGAUGUAACUUCCCUUGGGUCAAGUUGGAUCCUGGUGGGCGCCUCUCGAUGUCUGUGAAUCUUUCUGAGGCACUUUGGAGAUGCCAGGGGUUGCGGUGACGUAGCUGCUGCUGUUAGUUUAGAGAGAGUGAGUGAGAAGUCUAACCCACAGGCCACCACGCUCCACUCAGCCUUGGCUUUGACGCUUCCCAG